Molecule: messenger RNA, 1427 nt
Organism: Arabidopsis lyrata subsp. lyrata
Lineage: Eukaryota; Viridiplantae; Streptophyta; Magnoliopsida; Brassicales; Brassicaceae
Product: putative FBD-associated F-box protein At3g50710
Molecular function (GO): protein binding
Source: RefSeq, a predicted model, not a curated record
UUGAAAAGGGUUAAUUAGGGUUUAGAUAUGGACAUGAUUAGUGAUCUGUCCGAUGACUUGCUCUUGAAGAUUUUGUCAGAACUUCCUACCAAAUAUGUAGUUGCCACAACGCUUUUGUCGAAACGAUGGAAGUUUCUUUGGACGAUGGUUCCGAAAUUUGAUUUUGAUGAUAAUUUGGAACCCGAGCCUUCUAAUUACGGGAGUUUUCUCAAGUGUGUAGACAGAUCAAUGGUGUUGCAUAGAGCUCUGGUUCUAGAAACUUUGAUUGAAGUUGGUCCUUGUUGCAGGUCUAAAGAUAUGAUAACGUGGAUCAGAAUUGGAAUGGUUCGCGGUGUGCGUGAACUCGACAUUCGCCACUGUAGUGAUUAUUUCAAGAUACAUAGCUCAAUCAAAUUACCAAAGAGUCUUUAUACAUAUGAAACGCUCGAGGUCUUGAAACUCGCUUACGCGGUUAUUUUGGAUGUUCCUAUCGAUGUUUGUCUUCCGUCCUUGAAAUCAUUACACCUUGUACGUGUAGAGUACAAAACCAUAUCAUCUCACCGUCGGCUUUUAUCUGGUUGUCCUGUUCUUGAGGAGUUGGUGUUGGACAAGACUAAAAACAACACGUAUCUGCGAUCGUCGUUCUAUGUUGAAAUUCCUACCUUACAGAGAUUAUCUAUACUUGAUAGAUCUGACUCAAUAAACUACGACUACGACGAAGAUUGGGUACAUAAGAUUGUGAUCAAUGUACCAUCUCUGAAGUACUUGAACUUUGAAGAUUUCUAUGGUCAUGACUUGUAUUUGUGUGAGAAUAUGCCUGAGUUUAUGGAGGCAAUUGUUAAAGUUGUUUAUAACAGUCCCAAGAAGCUACUGGAAUCUCUUCCAUCAGUCAAGAAUCUCUAUUUAUGUUCAACUGCUUCAAAACCUUCAAUGCACCGUAUUGGAUUUUAUCAUCUUGUUCAUUUGGAGAUAUGUCAACACUCUCCAGGGUGGUGGGAUCUACUUUCUUGGAUGCUUGAUAGUUCUCCUAAACUACAAGUUCUCAAGCUCAACAAGUGCAAAGAACGCCCUUGUUUCACAUCGUUCAUCGAACAUUGCUGGAGAGGACCGAGUUCAGUUCCUGAAUGUUUGCGGUUGCAUCUCUCUACUUUUGAGUGGAAAUAUUACAAUGGAAGAGAUGAGGAGAAGAAAGUAGUGGCGUACAUCUUAAAGAACGCAAGACAGCUAAAGACCGCGGCUUUCUCUGUUCAAAGAGUGUUUACCACGGAAGAGCGAUUUCAAAAACACAAGGAGUUGGUUUCUCUGCCUAGAGCUUCAAGCUCAUGUAAACUUAUGUUGGAUUGAAAAGAGAUUGUAACAGUCUGUUGACUCUGUUCCAAGAAAGCUAGAGGCUUUUGGUCUAAAAGUUAGAUGUGUUGAGAAAGCUCUUAUUAUAGCUUCUUAUGGUG